Neltuma alba is the source of this 1683-nucleotide messenger RNA. RefSeq names its product zinc finger BED domain-containing protein RICESLEEPER 2-like. The record is from RefSeq and is a predicted model, not a curated record. The transcript is spliced from 4 exons. Lineage: Eukaryota; Viridiplantae; Streptophyta; Magnoliopsida; Fabales; Fabaceae. Gene Ontology annotation, molecular function: DNA binding; protein dimerization activity. The coding region runs from base 1 to 1683 and encodes 560 amino acids.
AUGGCUACUGAUGGUAGUGGAACUGGAAGAAAGGAAGUUGAGAUUACCGUUCCUGAUGAAACAAAUACGGGGGGAAACCAAUCUGUACAAGGAAAAACCCCUGAAUCUUCUGUGCAAGAUAAUUCAAAUAAGAGGGCAAAGAAAAAUACAUAUGAUGUCUGGAAGUUUUUUACUAAAAUUGGUGUGGUUAAUGGCAAACAAAAAGCAACCUGUAAUGGAUGUGGAAAACCAUAUGUUUGCGGUGGAAAGGAGUAUGGAACUUCAACCCUUAGGCGUCAUAUGGAGAUGUGUGUGUCACUGCCAAAAUAUAAAGACAUUGGUGACAUGAUGAUAGACCAUGCAGGGAAUGUAAGAUCCAGGCAACUUGAUCAUAACAAAGUUCGAGAAAUGAUUUCUGCUUGUAUCAUUAAACAUGAUUUACCAUAUUCAUUUGUUGAGUAUGAAGCGGUUAGGGAGUUGCUCAAAUAUUUGAAUGCUGAUUAUAAGAACAUUACUAGAAAAACUGCAGUGAUGGAUGAGGGUAUGAAAGUAGCAAGUGAUGCUAUGCAUAAGAUUAGGGAGAGCAUUAGAUAUGUAAGGCAAUCAGAGGCGAGGAAAAUUGUUUUCAAGAGAUGUAUUGAACAAGUUGAAGUUCCUGAAACAGUGAGUUUGAAGUUAGAUGUCCCAACUAGAUGGAAUUCUACACAUGCAAUGCUUGAAAGUGCACUUAAAUAUCGUCAUGCCUUUGCUAAUUUGGCUUUCAAUGACACCAAUUAUCCUCAUUGUCCAACCAAUGAAGAGUGGGCUAGAGCAGAAGCAAUGUGUAAAUUCUUGAAGCCAUUUGCAGUGAUUACAAAUUUGAUGUCUGGGUCAACAUAUCCCACUUCUAACAUGUACUUCAUGCAAAUAUCAAAAAUUGAGUCAAUGUUAAAGCGUCAUAUGCAUAAUGAUGAUUCUGUGAUUCGAGAUAUGGCUGUUAGAACGCUUGACAAGUUUGAGAAAUAUUGGGAGUCAUACUCUGUCAUUCUUUCACUUGCAAUUAUCCUUGAUCCACGGAUGAAGUUUGAUAUCGUAAAAUUUUCUUACUCAAGACUUGAUCCUAUAAAUUGUCAUGAGAAGGUUGAAUAUGUUAGGAGCAAGUUGUACAGUGUUUUCAAUGAGUACAAAAAUCUGGUAUCAUCUUCAUCUCCAACCCAUAUUGUUCAAACUGAAUCAAGUUACAAUGCUAGAUCCAUUCAUCCUGCAAACAUUGUGCUGCCUAAUUUCUCUGUGAGGGAUCAAUCUAACUACUUGGAUGCUUUUGAUGAUUAUCUUGAAUGCAAGAGCAAAGAUAGUGCGACAAUAGAAAAGUCUGAAUUAGAUUAUUAUUUGGAAGAGGCAACACUUGAUCCUACCUUGUUUGUAAACCUACAGGUUUUGGAUUAUUGGAAGAGUAACUCAUCUCGGUUUCCUUGUCUUGCAAAAAUGGCAUGUGAUAUUCUUAGCAUUCCCAUAACCACGGUUGCCAGUGAAUCAGCUUUUAGUAUUGGUUCACGAGUUCUCACAAAGUAUAGAAGUAGUCUUCUUCCGAAUAAUGUGCAAGCCCUCAUUUGUACUCGUAAUUGGAUUCUUGGUUUUCCAUUUAAAGAUGAUCCUGAAGAAGAAAUAGUUUCUAUCAAUCCUGAAGAAGCUUUAUUUAAUGCUUCAAGUGUCCCACCCGAUUAG